Molecule: messenger RNA, 1833 nt
Organism: Cotesia congregata
Lineage: Eukaryota; Metazoa; Arthropoda; Insecta; Hymenoptera; Braconidae
Source: the annotation of a GenBank genome assembly
AUGGAAAAGUGGCUACAGAAGACUGACCUCUCAUGCUCUGAAUCAGACUCAGAGGUUAAUUUAAGUAAGCAACGAACAAAAAUAGUAAAAAAAAAAAGACUUACUACUAAAUCAAAAACAAAUACUCCAAAAUUUUGCGAAAUUUGGCUCAAUACUCCAGAAUUUAAAGACUGGAUAAGAAAGUCAUCUACUAAACCAAAUGCUGCGUACUGUAAAAUUUGUCUAACUGAUAUUAUUUGUUAUAACAAAAAUUGUUUAUCUCGUCAUUAUAAAUCAUCGAAACAUAUUUCAAACAUGGAAACUAUAGAGAAUAAAGCAAGUCAGCAAAAAAUUGAAAAUCUCAUCCAAGAUUUGCCAUUAAAUAAACAAAUAAAACGAGCUGAAUUCAUUUUGGCAGCAACGGUAGCUGUGAAAUGCUUAUCAUUUUCAUUGAUGGAUACACUUACACCAAUAAUUUCAAAAAUUUCCCCCGAUUCUAAAAUUGCGAAGCAACUGUCUUUAAAAAGAACGAAAACUACAGCUGUUAUUCAUAGUUUGAGCACUGUUUUGUUAGAAGAAUUGAAUGAAAAGUUGAUGAAGCCUGGAUCUUUUUUUUCUAUUAUUAUGGACGAAUCAACUGAUGUUAAUAAUAUUAAGCAAUGUGCUUUUUCAGUAAUUUAUUAUGAUGAUAAGACAGCAAAAAUACAAACAAAUUUUUUUGAUAUGGUUGAGACUGAUUCUGCGACAGCUGAAGAUUUAUAUUCUUUACUCAUUAAAGUAAUAACUGAUAAAAAUAUCCCUCUCAAAAAUUUUGUUGGGUUUGCAUCAGAUACUGCUAAUAAAAUGGCUGGAGAUAAUUUAUCCGUAUUUGCUUUACUAAAAAAAGAACUACCGGACAUCGUGACUACAAAAUGUUCUUGCCAUAUGAUUCAUCUUAUUGCAUCAAAAGCUUGUUUAAAGUUAUCCAAUUCUGCAGAAGAAUUAUUGCGAAAUUUAGCAGCUUAUUUUCACCGUAGUUAUAAACGUAUUAAAGGAUUAGAAGAAUUUCAAGAGUACUUCGGAGUUAAAAUACACAAGAUUUUGUCACCAAGUACAACAAGAUGGUUAUCGUUGAAAUGUUGCGUAGAUCGUGUGCUGGAACAAUAUACUCCUGUCCACGUUUAUCUUCAAGGUGAAUUGACCGAUAAAUCUCCUCCAAUGUUAUUAAGCAUGGUAAAGACAAUGGAUAAUCGCUUCACCUAUGUAACUUUACAAUUUUUGAGCUAUGCGUUAGAACUAUUCACUGAUUUUAACCGUCUUUUUCAAUCUGAGAAGCCUUUACUUCAUAAAGUCAAACCAGAAGUCGAAAAAUUAAUGAAAAAUAUUUGUAGUAAUUAUAUCGAUAUAACUCAUAUUCGACGAAAUGAUAUCAUGAAGUUAAAUCAUCAAGAUCCUCACAAAUAUGUUCCUCUUAAUGAAGUUUAUGUUGGAACAAAAGCAAAUAAAAGCUUAGAACAAUUAUUAACUGAAAAACCAUCUUUGGAAUUGGAAGUGGACGAGUUUAGAAAAAAAGUUUUAAGUUUCUAUAUUGAAGCUGUGACGGUUCUUAAACAAAAAUUUGAUUUUAAGGAUAAAAUUUAUGAGUUCUUAGACUUACUUGAUCCAAAAGUAGCUAGAACUUUCAACAUAAAAAGUUUCGACCUCGUAUUAAAAAGAUUUCCAGUACUAAAUGAAUAUGUGACUUUGCAACAACUUGAUAAUGAGUGGACAGAGCAUGCUCUAUUAAACUUAGAAGACAAUAAUAUUGAUAUUAAUUCUACGGCUGAGAUUUAUUGGCAACAAAUUUUUAAACUCACAACCCAGUUGGUGGAAUAA